UUUACAUACAUACAUUGUACGUGAAGAAGAUGUUAUAUUUCUCCAAAUACGACUUCUUUCUUCACUUCCCCUUUGAACAUGAUUGUGUUGCAAUAAACAAGACUGAAGAGCUGCAGCUCAGCCGACUUUAUUUGUUCUUUGGUUUGAGCUGCAGCUCAGCCGACUUUAUUUGUUCUUUGGUUUGUUUUAACAAGUAAUCGCAAGGACGAAAUAAUGACAUGGACCAAAAGCUCAACUUGCUCACUGAAGAUGAUCGCGCAGAAAUUGAUUUGGAUUUUUCUGCUUCAAUUUGAAGUGCCAGCAUGUUCAAAUUAAAAAGUGUUGGUCCUAAAAGUGAGCCUUGGAGAACGCCACAAUCCAACCCAUGACAUCCAGACAAGGAGUCCUCACCCAUGGUGACAUAAAAUUAUCUGCCGUCAUUAGCGGCCAGCACACGUACGUCUUUGCCAGGGCCGGGGAUGUGGCCAUUCUGCCCUGCAAGCGGUCCUCCUGCUCUGGCUUGGGCUGGUCGUACAGUCGGGACCGGAGCCCUUUUGUACGCGAGGUGGAGAACGGCCGAGUGCUGACCACCUCAGCCAGAAGUCAACGCCUCAGCCUGAAGGACGACUGCUCGCUGCUCGUUGGUCAGGUGGAGGCAGAGGAUUCUGGUUUCUUUACAUGUGUACAAAAGGGGCAGCCAGAACUCAACGUUUUCCUGACGGUGAUGACAUUGACAUCAUCGUCUCCUCGGGAUUCUGAUUCAAUGGGAGAGGGUCACGUGAUCCUGAAGUGUUCCUUGGCCUGCUGGCCAGGUAUUAGGUGUUCUUGCAGGCAGCGGAGGUUCCGCUGGAUGGACGCGGAAGGCCAGGAGCUUUACCCGGAAGGCACCCAGCAGAAGAACUGCGUGUCCUUUUUCAAAGUACUUCCUGUUUGCCGUAACAGGAAUUACGCGUGCCAAUACGUGUGCAGAGAUGACGUGAAGGUCCAGGCCCAUUACACAGCUGUCUUCCAAGAGGUCAACACAAGAGGUCCUGGAGGUCGCACCCGGCUCAUCAAUAUCAUUCAGGUGGCCGUCGCCGUCUCGUUGGUGAUCGUCUUCGUUUUGGCCGUCGUCCACAUCCAGACGAAGUUGAGAAGAAACACAGCCCAGGAUACGACUGGAUCGUGAGGCACAGCUCCCGUAUACAGAGGGAAGAGGCCGGGUUUUGCAACACUUCUUACACAGUGGAGUGUUCAAGAGCGUUAAUAGAUUUGUCCUCAGGCUAUACACUUUAGAUUGCGCAGUGGCGGUGAGUGGCGUGUGCGCAGAGGGCGACACUCCACGCUCCCCGUGGACGAAUGGAUUUACCAUGUGCAGUUGAUGCUCACUUAGUAUCUGGACCAGUUUUGAACGGUAGCACCCCCUGCACCCGAUAAUGACUUUGCCCAACAUGGUGCCCCCCUUAUAGUGAUGAUUAUUCUGUUUAAUUCUUCUGUUUUGACCAGUGAUGGCGCAUACAAUGAAUUCUUGCUUUGGAAAUUUUUGGGUUGAGUUCUCCUUUAAUGGUCAUGUUAAACAUGACCAACUUGUUUUGUUUUUUAAAUGUAUUUCGAUAUUAAUCAACACAAUGAUGAUUUUUACUUUUUUUUUCAGAAGCAGGGAUUUGAAUUUCUGUCCCUCAGCCAAUGUUUUGCUUUGAUUUACGAGCGAAUCUUUGAGAUACGAGCGCCGCGCGGUGGCAGUAAACUCAACUCUAUUCACGUUACAAUAAGCAGCAGUUUGGCGGACAUGCAUAAUUAUUCCGAAAACAGGCUUCAAGCAUUUAAUGCCACUCCCAGUUCAAGUUUAAGUGUACUUGCCGGCCAGGGAGGCUACGCUGGAUGGACUAGGAAGGCAAGGAGCGUUCCCCGAGAGGCGUCAAGAAGAAUAACUGCGCGUCCUCCUUGAAAAUACUUCCUGUUGACCGCAACAGGAAGUACACGUGCCAAUACAUGCAACAAUCAUAUGUAAAAGUCCAGGUCCAUUACACGGCUGUUUUGAAAGAAGUCAACACAUGAGGUCCUGGAGGUCCGCCGCCUGGCCGCACCCGGCUCAUCGAUAUCAUUCGGGUGGCCUUCGCAGUCUUGUUGCUGAUCGUCGUCGUCGUGGCUGUUGUCCUCGACAAGAUCAAGUCGAGAAGAAACGCAGCCCAGGGUACAAAGAUAUGAGAAUCAAUAACAUCAGCAGUUCCUAUCGAAGCCUUCCAGCGAUCCAUUUUUACCAAAAUAGGCUCACUCAAAUUUACUAUUUACUAUUUUCACUUGUUAGCCAGACUCAAUCGUGAGACUGAGGCGACACAAUGCUGCACGGCUCCCGCAGAGUGAGGGAACAGGCGGAGUUUUACGGUCUUUUUCAGGCAGUGGCGCGGUCACUAAUUAUUAUAUGACUACUAUUGACUACUCAUUUAUUAACCACUACGUCAGUCGGUUAAACUGGUAGAAGGAGCCGGAUUGAGAAUGACUCCCGAUGUUGUUGAAAGUCUCCAUUUCAAGUAUCCAUUUUGUUGUCUGUCAACUGCUGUGGGGAAUCGAAAUGUGCUUCCGAAAUACUGCAAUUGUUAAAUUGUAUUCCCUUCACUACUAGUACUAUUAUGAAACAUUUGUGUUAUUAAAGUACAACUGAUCACAUCGUGAA
Messenger RNA from Phycodurus eques (leafy seadragon), 2632 nucleotides. RefSeq lists its product as uncharacterized. The transcript is spliced from 4 exons. Gene Ontology annotation, cellular component: external side of plasma membrane; membrane raft. The coding region runs from base 365 to 1147 and encodes 260 amino acids. Gene Ontology annotation, biological process: interleukin-15-mediated signaling pathway; positive regulation of ERK1 and ERK2 cascade; T cell activation. Lineage: Eukaryota; Metazoa; Chordata; Actinopteri; Syngnathiformes; Syngnathidae. The record is from RefSeq and is a predicted model, not a curated record. Gene Ontology annotation, molecular function: MHC class II protein binding; protein tyrosine kinase binding.